Messenger RNA from Sparassis crispa, 153 nucleotides. RefSeq lists its product as hypothetical. The record is from RefSeq and is a predicted model, not a curated record. The coding region runs from base 1 to 153 and encodes 50 amino acids. Lineage: Eukaryota; Fungi; Basidiomycota; Agaricomycetes; Polyporales; Sparassidaceae. The transcript is spliced from 2 exons.
AUGGUGUACAGUAUUCUUCACCCCGGGUCACCUCCGACACCUCGGUCACCUGGUCACCUGGUCACCCGGUCACCUUCGACACCUCGAACACCUGGUCACCCGGUCACCCUCGACACCUUGAACACCUCGGGUGACUCCAUAAAAGGAAGGUGA